This is a messenger RNA of Caenorhabditis elegans, 1440 nucleotides long. It is a transcript of the gene sek-3, whose product is annotated as mitogen-activated protein kinase kinase. Bases 38 to 1153 code for a protein of 371 amino acids. Gene Ontology annotation, biological process: MAPK cascade. Gene Ontology annotation, molecular function: transferase activity; protein serine/threonine kinase activity; nucleotide binding. The transcript is spliced from 9 exons. The record is from RefSeq and is marked reviewed. Lineage: Eukaryota; Metazoa; Nematoda; Chromadorea; Rhabditida; Rhabditidae.
UACGUCUUCUCGAAAACGGCAGCUACAACAACCGGCUAUGCCGGACGCAAACGGGCAUACUUAUGCCUUCGCGCCGCCAAGAAAUCGACACAAUCUGGCAAAGCUAAACUUGAGCGGCAUGAGAAAUCCAGAGCCAGAUUUGACAAAUGAAGAUAAUAUGAAUAGCUUAGAUUAUGUGAAGAAAUAUCUAUCAAACACUCUUGUCCUCCCACCAAACGAUAGAAUUCACGAGUUUGAAAGAGAUCACUUGCAAGAGCUGGAACUAUUGGGUAAUGGCAGUUUUGGAGUGGUUCGAAAGAUGCUUCACAGGCCGUCUAACGUAGAAAUGGCAGUUAAACAAAUCUCCCUUAUCAACAACGGCCCGGACGACGCGUUCAAUAAAUCGAUGCAAAGGUUCCGACUGGAAGUUGAAGCAACAAAAGCGGCCAGCAACUGUGAUGAGAUUGUUCGAUACUACGGAAUCACCUUCAAUGAGGGUGUCGCCUGGAUGUGCAUGGAGCUGAUGGACUUGUCGCUCGAUAAAUUGUACAUGAUUGCACAUGAUAUUCAGAAGGUUGAGAUUCCAGAACAGAUCCUCGGAGCAGUGGCAGUUGCGACCAUUCGAGCACUGGAGCAUCUGAAAACCACACACCACAUCAUACAUCGAGACAUCAAGCCAUCGAAUAUUCUGCUGGACAGACAUGGCUGUGUCAAGUUGUGCGAUUUCGGUAUCUGCGGCUAUCUUCAAAACUCAGUUGCUCAGUCUGUUGAUGUCGGCUGCCGUCCGUACAUGGCUCCUGAGCGUCUUGCACCCAAUGGCGAUGGAUACGACAUAAAAUCUGAAGUAUGGAGUUUGGGGAUCACUAUGGUCGAAGUGGCCAAUGGCAAAUACCCAUAUGAUGGUUUCAUGGAUGCUCCAAUACUCGAUCAAGUUCGAAUGGUUGUUUAUGGAGACCCUCCAAUUUUGGAUUCAGAUCACGAAGUUUCGAUGUCGAUGAAACGGUUUAUUGCGUUGUGCACUAUAAAAGAUCGCAACCUUCGAGCAAGCUUUGACGAUCUGAAGAAAACAAACAUCUACAGAGACUACAUCCAAGAAGAGCAUCGUGUUACUGUUGGCCAAUUUGUAUUAAAAAUGUAUCAACACCGUCUUCGUCUUCCGUUUGCUAUCUUUUAACUUUUGGAUGGAUCAUCCAUUUUGUAUUAUUAGUAUUAUUUGUUCAAUACCUUUUUCCCCAUUUCCACUGUUCACUACGGAAUCAUUCAUAUCAUUUUCCUCGUCCGUCUCAACUUUCCACUACUUGUUGCCUUUUUUCUUUCUAAACUACCGAAACAAAUUCCCAUGCACCUCAUCAUGUUCUACAAUUUUUUAAAGUAAAUUCAAUGUAUUUGUGAUAACAUCCAUGCAUAUUCUAGUCAUUCACAACCAAUCAAUUUGUGAUUAUUUUUCUCAAUAAGAUGUUU